Molecule: messenger RNA, 4665 nt
Organism: Betta splendens (Siamese fighting fish)
Lineage: Eukaryota; Metazoa; Chordata; Actinopteri; Anabantiformes; Osphronemidae
Gene: arhgef19
Product: Rho guanine nucleotide exchange factor (GEF) 19
Exons: 16
Coding region: 806-3688 (960 amino acids)
Biological process (GO): activation of GTPase activity; regulation of actin cytoskeleton organization
Molecular function (GO): protein binding; guanyl-nucleotide exchange factor activity
Source: RefSeq, a predicted model, not a curated record
CCUCCGCUACCGCUGAGUAACCUGCUGUCCCGAGCUCACCUCGCUCCCCACCACCACCCGCUUCAAGUUUGAUCAGUGAACACAAACAAGAGAGUUCAAACACGCCUUGGCGGCUUCUUCCCGUCUGCAGCUCGCACACGCAUCAGCCACAGUCUGCACCAUUGCAUUUUUCUCUGUCUGCAUUUGAAUGCGUCACUCACAGCAGAACUCGAACGCACAGUUGCUUUGCUGCCGAGGCACAAAUGCACGUGUGAACACUCGCAGGCUCCCACCGUCGUCUGGCCCCACUCUCCGGCUCCGUCUGUCACUUUCUGCAAUGGGAGGCUCGAUAACUGUUAGAGGAAGGUCAAAGGAGAGAGGGAGGAGAAAGAGAGAAAACUGGAAAGCACUUCCCCAACAGUAGCAGAGAGGGAGGGAGGGAAUAGCAGACAGUGGGAAGGCAGAGCAGAGGAGCUUAGAGAGGGGAUCUGCAUUGUAAGUAGCUCUGAGAGCAGCAAGUGGUGGCUGUUUUUCAACCUGCUCCUUUUUUUUUGUUUGUUUUCCCAAGGAGGAGGAGAACAACAGGAGGACAAAGGGCUAAACGAAGCAGGCAGAGGAGCCUGGAGAAAGUCUGAGCCGGGAUCAGGCAGAAAAACAGGAGCUGAAGGGGGAAGAGAAGCCGGGAGGAACUCAAGGCAGCCAUGGAUAGCGGAGUGGCUCAGUCUGACCCCGGGACGGCCUGGAUCCACACGCUGCCGCUGGCCGCCACCCAGCGCACGCACUAGACUGGGAGGACGCCAGUGAGCUCCCAUGUGUUCGUCCAGCCAUGCUCCCUGGUUAUGGAUUCUCACCUUUUCCUGAUUUCCAACCGCACCUUCACAUCUUUCACUACCGAGGAGAGAGUCCCAGCAUGUGGAUCCCCGGCUCGGGGGAGGCCCAGACUCUGAGCGAGGCCCAGGAGACCGGGCCCCUCCUCCACACGUGUCACCACAAACAUGUGGCCGUGUGCCAACAGGAAACGCUGGCCUUCAUUGAGCUGCAGCCACCAGCGACUCUGAAUGGUCUAGACACGCAAUGUCCGACGCACCCCCUGCAAAUAAAUGGCUUAAAACACACGCUAAAGGAACUGAAUGAUACGCAGAACAGCCGUCGCAGGACAGACAGUGAACAGGAAACAGUGCUGAGUCUGAGCUGUGAUCAAACGCCUGAGGCUGACGCUGAGCUCCGACACCGCGGUGGCACCAGGGCGUCCGUGCAGGAGCCGACUGAAAGGCCACGAGCUGUCACCACGAUAUGCCGCCCCCUCCACGCGGCCCUCAGCCUCCCUCUGUCCUUCCCUCUGUCCUCUCUGUACGCGAACACAGACGCCUGGGAAUCCCAGGCACCCGGCUCCCCAUCCUCACCCGAGGGUCCAGGCUUUCAAGGACCGGACUCCUGCCAGCCGCAGAGGAGAAUAUCGCAGUGCUCACUGAAAGAGAAGUCCAUCAGGCGAAAGAUCCAGGUUUAUUCCCCAGACAGCCCAAGUGAUGAAUCUCUAAACAGCCCCGUCCUGGAAGCCGACUACAUCUUCCCUGGGCCGUUUGCCUCUUUUCUGGAGGAGGAGCUGAGCGGACUGUCCUCCGAGGCCAUUUCCACUCCUUCAUCCACGGACGGUUCCACGGGCCACGGCGACAUUUUCAGUUCACCCGCAGAACCCCUGCACAUAAGUGAGGACCACUUAACGGGACUCGGGGAAGACGGUGGGAGCGCCGAGGCAUCCACCACCACGGGGGCAGGCUUCUUGUCACGCAGCCGCCCCGGGGACCAGGAGCGGCGGCGCUUCUCGGCUUCGGAGCUCAUAUCGCGACUGCAGCUGUCUCAGAGGAAGAACUCCUUCACCCUGAAGCUGGGGAAAUCGCGGUCUGCGCGAGUGGCCUCCAGAGACCGACAGAGCUCCAACGGCUCCAGCCCCAACUCUGACUAUAAGUCUAACUUCAAGCGCCGCAGCUCAGGGGGGUCUAGUGACAGCGCCCCCCACAGCCCUAUAGGCUCCGCCCCGCCUCUGCCCACUAGUGACAAUGGGAUGCCCCAUCAGUGGUGGAGCUCAAAGCUUGGAAUGCGAAAGAAAUCCAUUGAAGACGACUCAGGCUCACCUCCGCCCGUUGCUAGUUCAAACCGCUUAUCACGCUUUCUGCCAAGCUCCAUCCUGUACCAGGAGUACAGCGAUGUGGCCAUCAACAGGGAGAUCCAGAGGCAACAGGGGAAGGAGCCAGGCACGGAGGAGGAGGGGCUGAGGGACGAGGGCUCGGACGGGACCCCGUCUCCGUCGAACCUGUCCCCGUCCAGCUCCUUCCGCUCGUCCCGGGGCUCUGCGUUCGCUCUGUGGCAGGACAUCCCCGACGUACGGACCAGCGGCCAGCUCGUCAACUUCAGCAACGAGGAGAGGAAGCUCCAAGAGGCGAAGUUCGAGCUGGUGACGUCGGAGGCGUCGUACAUUCGCAGUUUGAGCAUCGCUGUGGAUCACUUCAUGCUCUCCCAGGAGCUGUCCGAGUGUCUGGGUGCUCAGGAAAAGCAGUGGCUCUUCUCCAAGCUGCCCGAAGUCAAAGAUGUCAGUGAGAGGUUUCUUCAGGACCUGGAGCACAGGCUGGAGGAAGACAUCCUGCGAUUUGACGUGUGCGACAUCGUCCUGGAUCACUGCCCUGCCCUGAGGCGGGUUUACUUACCUUAUGUAACCAACCAGGCCUACCAAGAGCAGACAUAUCAGCGUUUGCUGCACGACAACCCUCGCUUCCCUGGCAUCCUGGCUCGCUUGGAGGAGGACCCCAUCUGCCAAAGACUUCCUCUGACCUCCUUCCUAAUCCUCCCGUUCCAGCGGAUCACACGGCUUAAAAUGCUCGUGGAGAACAUCUUGAAGAGGACGACACCGGGCUCUCGGGAUGAGGACACUGCCACGAAAGCUUUCAAUGAGCUAAAAAAGAUCAUCAAAGAAUGCAACUCCAGUGUGCAGUCGAUGAAGAGGAUGGAGGAGCUUAUUCACCUCAAUAAGAAAAUUAAUUUUGAGGGAAAGAUCUUCCCUCUGAUCUCUCAGUCCCGCUGGCUGGUGAAACACGGCGAGCUCCUGGAGGUGGACACUCAGAUGAUGAGUAUAUCCGGGUCCAAGCUCAAGCUGCCCACCAAGCCUGUGUACCUGCACCUGUUCAAUGACUGCCUGCUGCUGUCCAGGAGGAAGGACACAUGGAAGUUCAUGGUGUUCGUACAUGCCAAGAUUGGACAGCUGAAAGUGAAGGAUCUCAGUCAGAAGCUGCAGGGCGUCUCGGGCUUCAUCUUCCACCUGCAGCUGUGUGAAGGCCAGCAGCUCAAACACCAAAUCCUGCUCAAGUCACACACCGAGAGCGGGAAACAGAGAUGGAUCACGGCCAUGUUUCCAUCCGAUCCGCUCGAAGAUAUUGGACAAGCCUCUGAGACCGAUGAUAUAGCUCAGGUUCAGUGCAUCAAAAGCUACCAGGCCCAGGAGCACGAUGAGUUAACGCUGGAAAAGGCCGACAUUCUUCACGCCAAGACCAAAACGAGUGACGGUUGGGUGGAAGGCAUCAGACUGUCAGACGGGGAGCGGGGCUGGUUCCCCAAAACCUACGUAGAGGAAAUCACGAGUCGCAGCGCUCGCCUCCGCAACCUCCGAGAGAAUAUCCGCAUCAAGUGCGUCACAAAGAAACUGGAGGGAGAGGAGUAACGGCUUGUACUGCAGCCUGCGCGUCAAAGGUACUUUUCAGUGGAUGCAGUGAUCUCCGUCAUGAAGCUCAUGAUACUUAAGACAGCUUGGAAACUAGACUACAAAGCUUUUACUGCUCCCACACAGUUUCAGGUGAAAUGCUAAAUCCAUUCAAAUGCCACAUUUAAAUUAUCCCUGCUGUAAAUACUGGAGCAGCUCGAAUGAGUCCCAAAAUAAACACAAGAGUUAUAAGUGUAACUUUCAUCAGCACAUUCUGUUAAAUUGUCAAAGGUAACUGUAGUUCAACAUAAGAACAGACUCGGGACGUUAUAUCUCAUGAAAGGGUUAAACUGAGAACAGUACAUUAUACGUACACCAUCAGACAGACGCAUCUUCAGUGUCUACACUAAUACAUCAAGGUUAUGUACAUAACACUUUGCUAAUUUUAUAACACUGACCUUAGUGUAGCAGCAACUGGGUAAAAUCUAGAAACUGUUAGAAUGUUAAUACAAGAUAAAGUAACAGAGCACCAUCAAACCUGCAUCAUCCACAUGCUUCUGGACAUCACUUGUAAAUAUUUGACUUAUUGACCGACGGCCCAGUGUAACUGAGCUGAGACCUGUUGAUGAACCACUAUAAUCAGACUCCUCCUUUCCCACAUUGUUGGUUGUAAUUGAAGUGGUUGCUAUAGCAGCAUGUGUAUUUAUACUCCUCUGGCUGGUUGUUCUCUAAGGAGGUCCCCAUGUAAAUGUACUUUAUUGUAGAUGGCUGUGUAUAAAGACUAGAAAAUGGUUCAUUUAAAUUUUUCUCAACUGUAAUUUAUAUGAAAGAAAAUUUAAUAAAUAUUAUGACGGUCUAUGCUGUAAUUAUAAACCCUGCAGUCAGAGCACUGUAAAAUCACAGUAAAUAAAUACUGUAAUACACUGGAUGUUUACUGGGCAUCUUCACACUACUGUAAAUGUUUAGCCACUGAAAUAAAUACAGAUACUUACAAUUCA